AUGUGUACUGGGGAUGUUACUAUUGCAACCGCAAAUUGGGUCCAAGGUCAUCCGAGGCCGAUUCCAGAUUUCAGUACGAUGCAUAAUUCCAUUGGCACCCCAACUGGCUGGCGCAUAGUAAAACGAGCCCACCCAUCAGAACCAAUCACCAUACGCAUAUACCUCCAUCCCUCGAACAUCACUUCGCUACAAGAAACUGUAUACGCAAUUGCAACACCCGGGAAUGAGCAAUAUGGAAAACACCUAAGUCGCGAAGACACACAUCUACUAUCGCAGCCGUCGGUGCAGGCCAUCGAGGAUGUGACGAGUUGGAUCACAGGUGGGGGAAUCAGCCUUGACAAAGUCAAGAUCAAUUCGAAUCGGAUAAAGAUUAGCACGACAAUUGGAAAGGCCAAUGGUCUGCUUCGAUCCGAUUACUCUGUGUUUGAGCACCAGGGCUUCAAGCGCCGGCUAGUACGCUCAUUGACGUAUAACGUCCCAGCUGAUGUCCGGGAACACAUUGCGAUGCUCCAACCUGUUGAUCUUUUUCCACCUUUGCAGGCGCAUGUUUCGAGGGGGAGGAAAUGGAGUGACAAUAGGUUCUGGGAGGAGAAUCAGGUGGCACUUGGUGAUAUCAGUUGCAACCAUAAUAUCACUCCAUCCUGUCUGAAAGACUUGUAUAACAUUGAUUAUACAGCAGAUGGGGCUAGAGGAGGGAAAGUGGCAUUUACCAGUUUUCUGGGAGAGGCGGCGCGACAUGAGGAUGUGAAAACGUUCCAGGAGCAGCUUGCUCCUUGGACAGCCGGCCAUUCCUACCAAUCCAUUGCUAUCAAUGGGGCUGAAAAUGAGGUUUUCGAGUCUGAGGCCGCUGCGGAGGGAAACCUUGACGGCCAGUAUUUCAUCGCCAUUGUUGCUCCGUUACCGAUGACAGAGUAUAACUUUGGGGGAAGAGGACCCCUAAUCCCAGACCUCGACCAACCCUCCCUCCCGGGGAGCAACGAACCCUAUCUUGAAUUCCUCGAAUACCUCCUCGACCUCCCCGACAAAGACCUGCCCCAUACAAUCACCUCCAGCUACGGCGAAAACGAACAGGAAAUACCCCCGGACUACGCUCAAGCCAUCUGCAACCUCUUCGCCCUGCUCGGCGCCCGCGGCGUCUCCAUGAUCGUCAGCUCCGGCGACUCGGGCGUCGGCCAAGCCUGCCAAUCCAACGACGGCCACAACACAACCCGAUUCAACCCCAUCUUCCCCGCAAGCUGCCCCUUCGUCACCUCUGUCGGCGCCACAAAGCACGUCUACCCGGAAGUAGCCGUCGAGUUCUCGUCCGGCGGUUUCUCAGAUCUCUUCCCCCGCCCCUCCUACCAGGAUGCCGCCGUACAACAAUACUUGCACGGACUGGGCGAUACCUGGGCCGGACUAUAUAAUGUCGCUGGCCGCGGGUUCCCGGAUGUUGCGGCGCAGGGGACGAGCUUUACGGUCGUUGAUAAGGGCCGGGAGAGCCAUAUUUCGGGGACGUCGGCGGCUGCGCCUGUUUUUGCGGGGAUUGUGGCGCUGAUUAGUGCGGAGAGGGUGACGGCCGGACUGCCGCCGUUGGGGUUCUUGAAUCCGUGGCUUUAUUCUGAGGGGUUUAGGGUGCUUAAUGAUGUCACGAGGGGUGGAUCGGAUGGGUGUAAUGGUGUGGAUCAGUAUUCAAAGUUGGAAACGCCUGUUGUGCCGUUUGCUAGUUGGAAUGCGACGGUGGGUUGGGAUCCUGUUACGGGACUUGGGACGCCGGAUUAUGGGAGGAUGCGUGGGUUGUUUAUUAAUGGGGCAUUAGGCUUAUGAGGGUAAAUCAGUUCUUAAGUUCAGUUUUUUUUUGGUUUGGCUAAUCGUGUAUAUAGCUUUUCUGUCUUGAAUCGUGUCGUGUCAUGUCAUGCUAUACCAUCAAAGGAUCUGCCAAUACAUUGAUAUCCUUGUCC
This is a messenger RNA of Aspergillus alliaceus, 1937 nucleotides long. RefSeq names its product peptidase S8/S53 domain-containing protein. The coding region runs from base 1 to 1803 and encodes 600 amino acids. Gene Ontology annotation, biological process: proteolysis. The transcript has 4 exons. The record is from RefSeq and is a predicted model, not a curated record. NCBI's taxonomy places the organism in Eukaryota, Fungi, Ascomycota, Eurotiomycetes, Eurotiales, Aspergillaceae. Gene Ontology annotation, molecular function: serine-type endopeptidase activity; tripeptidyl-peptidase activity.